UUUGAUAAUCCUCUCUGUAAAAUAACGGUAACGUGAUUGUAAUUAGCGCCUUUCGGUGGCUGUUAUUUAUUUAUUUUUGCCGAAUGCGUGCGGACAUUAAGAUAUCUGAGACUCGGUUUUCUUACAAUUGCCACCAGGAAUUAUGGCAUACGCGAGGAAAAGUAAAAAAAGGUUAGCUAGAUAAGUAGCUAGAUUUUUGGAAUACGUCGUCGCCUAGCUAGCUGGCGAGUUGAAUGCUUAGCUAGUUUACAGUAAACAGACGCCUGACGCGGUUCUUGCUUAACAAAUCCGGUUUAUUUAUUUUUGUUGCACCGCUCGAUCAUGUUAAUGAAUCCCACCCGAGGAUACCACUGGUCAGACGCGGAGACGAGAGCACUGUUGACUAUUUGGGGAGAACACGACGUGCAGACGGCGCUGGACGGAAACUUCCGAAACAGUCACGUUUACCGCGACGUAGCUGGCCGUUUGGGGGACAUGGGCUACGAUCGGACCCCGGAUCAGUGCCGGGUGCGAGUUAAGAGCCUGAAAAGACAGUACUUCCAGGCGAAAAAGGCAUCGAAGAAAAACGGGCACUAUUCCAAGAUCUUCAGGUUUUAUAAAGACAUGGAGAGGAUCCUGAGCUGCAGGUCGUCAGCAGGCUUGGAUGCCCAUGAUCUAGACGGGAUGGGUGCUGAAGGAGACGAGACCCUGGACGGCACUGAAGAAGAUGGAGAGAGUGUGGACCACCCGCACGAGUCGGACGUGGACGGUGCAGGAGAAUGCUCAAACAUGGAUUACCCUGUGAAAAUCGAGUACCCACCUUACCCCAUCCCGGUGACUGUGGGCAGCUGCAGCAAUGUACCAGAUAUUCCAGCAAAGCAGACUGAAGAGCAGACCACCACCAUGCCGUCCUCUGCAGGAAGCAGGCGGCACAAAAAGCGCUUUGCAAACCUGUCGCUGGAGAAACUUAUGGAGAAGUUUCUGGAACAGAGUUUAGAGGCAGAGGAAAACUUCUAUAGACUCGAGGAGCAGCGGCUCCAAGCCGAGGAUCUUCGCAGGGAGACAGAACACACGAGAGAGAUGCACAUGUUGCAGAUGCUGGGACAGAUGUUUUCUGGUCUCACCGCACCCACGGUCACAUCGUCACCUGCUCCUCAGUCCACUCGGAACUCAAAGACCGGCCCGUCUGUAACUCGUGCACGGACACUUGGUGGCAGCCACAGCCAUCAAACUUGUCAUGUUGAUUACGCCACCCCAAGUCCGCCAGCUGCUCCAGUUAUCGAGCGAACAUUUUCCCUGGGAGGGGUUGCACACAGAAGCAUGGACGUCCUGCCACUGGUUAAAAACAUCAUUCCUCCGCUGACGUCUAAAAAACACAAGGGUCAAGAUGGCCGCAUAGGAGUCAUCGGAGGAUGUCAAGAGUACACUGGAGCACCUUACUUUGCUGCCAUUUCUGCACUGAAAAUUGGUGCGGAUCUUUCCCACGUGUUCUGCACCAAAGAUGCUGCCACUGUGAUUAAAUCUUAUAGCCCUGAGCUCAUAGUUCAUCCUGUUCUAGACAGUCCCAAUGCUGUGCAGGAAAUAGAGAAAUGGCUGCCAAGGCUUCAUAGUCUUGUGGUGGGUCCAGGCUUGGGAAGAGAGGACAAGCUUCUUAAUAAUGCAAAGGAGGUUAUUGAAAAGUCAAAAUCAAGAGGAAUUCCGAUAGUCAUUGACGCAGAUGGACUUUGGUUAAUUUCCAAAGAGCCAUCAGUCAUUCAAGGUUAUCAGAGAGGAAUCCUAACGCCCAAUUUCAUGGAGUUCAGUCGUCUCUAUGAGGCAAUGCACCAUCAGCCCCUGGACAGCACUGACCUCAGGGUCACUGCCCAGCAGUUGAGCAUUGCACUGGGUAAUGUGACUCUGGUUCUGAAAGGGGAGGAGGACAUCAUCACUGAUGGAAACCAGGUGAUAACCUGCAGGCAGGAGGGAAGUGGGCGUCGCUGUGGAGGACAGGGAGAUCUGCUGUCUGGUUCUCUAGGAGUCUUCUCUCACUGGGCUUUCAGUUCAUCGCUAAAUGCAAUUGAUGGUGUGAAUCCUACACUGGUGGCUGCUUUCGGUGCAGCCUCGCUGACCAGACAGUGUAACAAUCAAGCCUUUCUCAAGUACGGCCGUGCCACCACCACCUCUGACAUGAUCCAGGAGAUCUGUGCUGCCUUCAAGAAGCUGUUCGAAACCUGAACUUCUGAACUUCUUCAUACGCAUUCUGAGCUUUCAGCUUCAUCCCAGCUCUGUGUUUCUCUCCCUUAAGAAAGAAGGGUUCAAAUGCACAGUUAAAAACAGACACAGUGUUUCAUUCAUAUGAAUUAUUUUGCCUAAAAAAAAUUUUUGUGUCCACCUUUGUCCAUCUUCCUGCUUUUCCAUCAGUCUCCUUUUUAAAACAGCACCUGAAACCGAGCUACACAGCAACACAAUCGCUUUUGCAACUGAAUAGAUGACAGUGAGAUUUACCCCAAACGUGUGUCUAGGUAGUCGACCUUAUUUACUAAAAAUCUACGGCGUUAUCGCAAAGCUGAAAGUAGAUGGUGCACUUAACAGCAAAUGACUCCAUGAUCUAUAGUAGAUUAAACAGAAUAUCACAGCACUGUUGAAUUCUCCAGUCUGAUUUCUCAGAAGGUGUUGAUUUGGUUUUCUAUAUCAGCAGCUCUUACAGUAAUUCCAGUCACACAUUUAUAAGAAUGCACUUAUUCUAAUACGUUAUCUUUUCUAUAGUAACUUGCACAGGAUCUUGUGUGCUGGAUGUUCCACACAUUUAAAAAAAAAAAAAAAAAAAGGCAUAUUGUUGAUAUGAUGAAGUUUUCUGUGAGGAAGUGUCUGUGCUUUGUUACAGGUAAAGCUGGUCCUUAACAUUUACAGACAGGAAAUUCUUCACAUUAUAGAAUGAGGCAGCUUCUCUAAAAUGUGACAAACUAAAUAUUUUCAUCUCCUUAAUUUUAGUAAAGAGAGAAAACAAAUGCUGGCAAACAAAUGUCUGCUUAUAGCUGUUAAGCAAUUGGAGGAACAAAUUUUUUCCCCAGCAUUAAACAUGACUGUAAACCAUAAAAUGUGACCCGUCCUGCUUUUAGGAAAGAAAGCGUUAGUGUUGCUGUGGUAAAAGACAAAUAAAGCACUUGCUGGUUUUGGAAAAUAAUUGGGCGCUGUUUAUAUUUCUUCAUUUUUAUUUCUUUAUUUAAUAUUUAAACCAACUCCUCUGUUCAAAUAACUUUUUCAUAGACAGCAAGUUUCUCUGGCAAUGUUUUUCUGUCCCCCAGAUGUUUCUUUCUUAACAGAGAAAUGUUCACAUAAGCUACCAAAGAAGACGGUUGCUUUGUAUAAAUCACAGUUCAUAAACCCCAUCCACACCAUGUUCACAGGUACCACACCCAUUAUCAUUCAAUAAUUAUGGUGCUCUGUGCUGAAUAUUUUAAUAAAUUUGUGUGUGUGUGGGUGAGUGGGUGGGUGUAGACGAGAUACUCUCAUACAGUUUUAGUACUAGCACAUUGUGCUAUAGUCCUUGAUGUGGUAGAAGGUACAUCACUGACCUGAUAAAAUAGAUACCAAAUAUUUAUUAUUAUUAUUAUUAUUAUUAUUAUUAUUAUUAUUAUUAUUAUUAUUUAGAUGUAUAUUGUUUUGUCAGGUUUAGAUUAUUUUUCUCUUCUUGGCAUAUUCGUUUAACUCCUGUCUUGAAUGGAUAAACCAUUUGUAUGUGAAGUGUUUAAAAGUCAAUCCUAAAAGCAAAUGCUCUUACACGUUGGUCUCCCUGUACAGAAAUUAAAAGCAUCCUUUUAAUUCCUCCCUUUUCCCCUCACAAAGCGUAUGCGGAUCCUGAUAUAUUUUGUUAAGAGCCUUAAACUCUCAGCAAUUUGUGCACAAGUUUCAGAUGACUGUACAUCCAAACAAUAGCAGUGGUAAAAUGUUGCUUUAUUUCAACUGACUGUGUUAGUCAUUUCUCAGAUGCAAUUCUUUUAAGGCAUAUGGCAUUUUAUUUAUUACACACGUAAAAAAAAAAAAAAACAUAAGUGCAGAAAAAUCACUUUCCAUAAGUUCAGUGGCUUAUGCCAGUUAGUCUUCAGGUUUAAUUCCCAAGUAUCUCAACACACGAGGAGUGUAGGAUGUUUUUUGUUUGUUUUUGUUUUGUUUCUGUUUUUGUUUUUUUGGCAGUUGGAUUUUUGUUUCUAAUAAAGUCUCUGAACUCAG
Messenger RNA from Hemibagrus wyckioides, 4188 nucleotides. It is a transcript of the gene naxd, whose product is annotated as NAD(P)HX dehydratase. Gene Ontology annotation, biological process: metabolite repair. The transcript has 11 exons. Gene Ontology annotation, molecular function: ATP-dependent NAD(P)H-hydrate dehydratase activity. The record is from RefSeq and is a predicted model, not a curated record. NCBI's taxonomy places the organism in Eukaryota, Metazoa, Chordata, Actinopteri, Siluriformes, Bagridae. The coding region runs from base 322 to 2193 and encodes 623 amino acids.